AGAAAAAUGUUGCCCAUUGCUCAUUAAUCACCAACAUUGCCACGCGUCUUCCACCAGUUUGCAUCUUUCUUCAGCAACAUCUCAAUCACAGAAUCAAUUUUUGAAUACCCGGACUCCCGCGACCCUACACUCAAAUCACAAUGGCCGGACGUCCAGAGCCCCUCCGCCUCGGCAGCAUCGCCCCCAACUUCCAGGCCGAGACCACCAACGGCCCCAUCGACUUCCACGAGUUCAUCGGCGACAACUGGGUCGUCCUCUUCUCUCACCCAGAGGACUACACUCCAGUCUGCACCACCGAGCUCGGCGCUUUCGCCAAGCUUGAGCCAGAGUUCACCAAGCGUGGUGUCAAGUUGAUUGGUCUCUCUGCAAACACCAUUGAGAGCCACGGCGGAUGGAUCAAGGACAUCAACGAGAUCUCUGGCAGCAACUUGCGCUUCCCAAUCAUUGGCGACAAGCAGAGACAGGUCGCUUUGGCAUACGACAUGAUCGACCACCAGGACGCCACCAACGUUGACGAGAAGGGCAUCGCUUUCACCAUUCGCAGCGUGUUCAUCAUUGACCCAAAGAAGACUAUCCGCCUGAUUCUGUCCUACCCAGCAUCCACUGGUCGCAACACUGCUGAGGUUCUCCGUGUUGUUGACUCGCUCCAGACUGGCGACAAGCACAAGGUCACCACCCCAAUCAACUGGGUCCCAGGUGACGAUGUCAUCGUCCACCCAAGCAUCAAGACCCCAGAGGCCGAGAAGCUCUUCCCCAAGAUCAACAUCGUCAAGCCAUACCUCCGCUUCACUCCUCUGCCAAAGGAGGAGACUUCUGCUGCUGUCUGAACCGGCCAAAUGCUUUUCAGAAGCGUGUGGGAAAGUGAGUGGGGCCGCCCGGUGACUGACACGGGAUACUAAGGAAGCUCGCUCACACACCAUGAGCUGCAGACCUGAGAAGAGCUCAGAGCCAAGGAGAGUCCGGAAUGGCAAUGGCUACAGAGCUCGAUUGAUACCCUUCAAGCGUGGAUGUGGAAGUAGAGCAUCUGCUCCAAUAAAGAGAUACGCUGAAAUGAAAGUUCAUGAAUACUUGGUACAAUUCGUGUAUUGGUGCGGAUUUCUUGACUACGAGACGCGUUCAUUGGCACUGAGCGUGUCGUUCAAUUGCGUGCGAUCUCUGCAAACAUUGUGAACGAAAUGGGCGCGUUGACGCGCAAUAGAGCAUGCGUCUGCCCGUGGAACCAGUACAUCAAUACCCGCUCCUUCGAGAGAGACAAGGCGUUUCACAACCACGGUGAUCGAGCGGCAUGCCUCCGCCGGUAAUGAGCAGAAUUCCCAUGGGGAGAUCAGCAAAACGUGAUCGAGCAUGGCCGCCGAACUUCGUGUCUGAGCAUUGCUCAUCGUCUGGACCGCUCCCUCUGAAAGAUGGAAGUCGCCCGCGUCGGCUCGGAAAUGAAGUGUGUUGUUUGAAGUAGAAACAUCUCAAGCCCAGCUAUGCUACAAAAUGAAUGGUGACGACACCACAGCAUGACCAAGUCAAGAUGCCUAGCCUGCAAUCAGCUCCAUCAACCCAAUAGCCCGGCAGAGAUCAAGAAAGGAAGAGAUUGCGGCAGUUGACCCUGCAACAUGUGGUUGUUUGCAUGUGAGAUUCGAU
This is a messenger RNA of Cercospora beticola, 1632 nucleotides long. RefSeq names its product peroxiredoxin. The record is from RefSeq and is a predicted model, not a curated record. Lineage: Eukaryota; Fungi; Ascomycota; Dothideomycetes; Mycosphaerellales; Mycosphaerellaceae. Gene Ontology annotation, cellular component: mitochondrion; cytosol. Gene Ontology annotation, molecular function: peroxiredoxin activity. Gene Ontology annotation, biological process: cell redox homeostasis; cellular response to oxidative stress; cellular oxidant detoxification.